ACCAUGAACUCCAACCAGACCAGGUAGCUCAGAUUUUUUUAGUGCCGACUAUAUUGAUUCUAAAGCCUUUCCAUUCACAUUCACAUGCUCUCCCACCUUCCUCCCCUUGUGUCAAAACCGUCUGAGCUCCUACUGCAACCAGAUCGCCAGAGCGGAGCCACUGGAGAUCGCGAUGUCUGGAGUGUUCUUGUCCCUGUCCGUCGGAAGAGCAUGGGAGAAGCUAACCUCUUUGCUGCACGCGUUCUCGGCGUCCUCCUCGUCCUCGGCCAUCCAGGAUGACCUACAGGAGCUGAGGAAGCUGGAGAGGACCAUGCGCAGGAUCCGGGCGACGCUGCACGACGCCGAGGAGCAGUGGAACAUCCGCGAGGAGUCGGCCAAGCUGCGGCUCAGGGAGCUCAAGGAGGUGGCGUGCGACGCGGAGGACGUGGUGGAGGAGUACGAGUACGAGGUCAACCGGCGCAAGGUGGAGGCUCUCGAGAGAUAUGCCGGUGUUCACAGCACCAGCAAGCGCAAACGCCAGGAGGAAAAUGAGCGUUAUUCGAUGGAUACUGGUUUAGUAGCUCUUCCGUGUGAAUUGGUUCUUCGAGCAAGGGAAAUUGCAGAUAGAUGUAAGGAGAUCAUACAUUACUCCAACCAUUUGACUUUGUCAGAGAAUGAUGGAGAGAGAAGGCUCAUUCCUGACAUUAGUAGUUUGCAGCAUACUAGCUCUCUUGUAGUUGAGAAGAACAUUGUUGGGAGAGACCAAGACAAAAGGAAAAUUAUUGAAAACUUGUUGUACGGAGAAGAAAAAAAUGUAGGGAGUCCUGUUUGCGUCAUGGCCAUCGUUGGUAUGGGAGGUUUAGGGAAGACAACACUAGCACAACUUGUGUAUAACAACCUGAGGGUGCGCCAGUCAUUUGACAAGCAUGCUUGGAUUUCUGUGUCAGAACAUUUUGAUGUCAAUACAAUAACAAGGAAUGUCUUUAGUUCACUAACGAAUGAGAGGUGUGAGCAUACAGAAUUUGCUAAUCUUCAGAAGAAAUUGGCAGAUGAAAUAAAGGAUAAGCGGGUUUUACUUGUGUUGGACGAUGUAUGGAAUGAGAGAAGAGACCGCUGGGAGUUGUUUUGUAUGCCUAUGUCAACCACAAGGAUUUGUCAGAUGAUAGUAACCACUCGUAGUGAGGCAGUCGCGAGAUUGAUCCAGACUGUGCCUUUCUACCACCUAAAGUGCCUAAGUUCUGAUGAGAGUUGGUCAUUGUUUAAACAAGCUGCAUUUCCUCUUGACCACGGCUAUGACGCUCCAGCAAACCUGGUAGAGAUUGGCAAGAGUAUUGUCAAAAAGUGUAAGGGCUUGCCGCUCGCAAUUAGGACACUAGGAAGCAUGUUACGCUAUGAGACUGAUGAAAAGAGAUGGGAGGUUCUCUUAGAAAAUGAAUUAUGGGACUUGGAACAACCAAGGAACGAAGUUUUGCCUGCGUUAGAAUUGAGCUACAAGCACAUGCCCUUGUACUUAAGACGAUGUUUUAUUGCCCUGUCUCUAUUUCCAAAAGAUCAUUCACUUGACGAUACCAAAGUUAUCCGAUUGUGGAAAUUACUUGACUUGCUUCAUUGCGAUGGAAGUGAUGACGAUUAUGAAAUUGGAAAAUUGUAUUUGAAGCAAUUAGUUCAGCGGUCAAUCCUUCAGGUUUAUAAUCGUGAACUUGGAUAUUUCUACCGCCUGCAUGAUCUUAUCCAUGAUCUUGCAUGCUUUCUUGCUGUAGAUGAGUUCUAUAGACUUGAAGGAGAUACAUCAUUUGAAAUUCCACAAACCGUUCGGUAUAUGUCCAUACCUGAAGGUGUUACAUCCAUUGAAAUUCCAAUUGUACCGCAUUCUCUCAGGGCCAUCAUAGUGAUGGCCAAACAUGUCAAAAUUAAAAAUCCAAAAGAAUUAUUUUUGAACUGUAAGAAGUUGCGAGCCCUGCACAUCGAAGAUCGCAGUCUUGUUGAGGCAUUGCCUGACUUCAUGGGUUUCUUGAAACUACUACGCCAUUUAUCAUUUGGAGUUCUCAGAGAUACACAAUCUGCAAUCCCUAUUUCUAUUUCUAUGUUUCAGUUAUAUAAUCUGCAAACAUUGGAUUUGAGUCUGUACAAUUCCCAUAAACUUGUACUAAGUGGGAUUGGGCACCUAAUUAACCUGCAUACUUUGUUGCCUGAAAUGCGUCUUAGCAGAUGUGGUUGCAGUUGUAACAUAAGAGAGCUGAGGAACAUCAACAAAAUUAGGAAGCUGCGAUUAUAUGGAUUGGGUAGCGUAUCUCAUAUCGAGGAUGCAAAUGAAGCCCAAAUGCAGAAUAAAAAGCACCUCCGAUCACUAGAUUUCGGUUUUUCGGUUGGGAUGCAGCACUGUCAAUGUAUGCUGCAACUAGAACCUGUUCCAGUAUCACACUACCAACUACUUGAGAGCUUGCAACCACAUCGCAACCUAUGUGAACUGAGCAUAUGGGACUACGAGUCCCAUAAAUACCCCUGUUGGCUAGGCAAUGAUUCCUUCACUAAGUUGACCAGAAUAGUGUUAUUCCGUUGUGGAUCCCAAUACCUCCCAACACUUGGUGGAUUACCAUCCCUUAAGUACCUCAAGGUAUGUGACAUGGUUGAUGUGGAACAGAUUGGCCAGGAAUUUUGCAGCCAUCCUACCGGACAUAAAGGCUUCCCAUCAUUGACAAACUUGGAAUUUGUGGACAUGUUCAAGUGGUCAGAGUGGUCUGGAGUGGAGGAUGGUGAUUUUCCACGAUUACAUACUCUUUCAAUCCGGUCUGCCCCUAAACUGAGGUUUCUUCCAUUUGUGCCUACUCUUCGUGAACUAUACAUUGAAGAUUGUGAUGGUCUAAGUGAACUUCCUACUCUUCCAUCACUUUUCGAAUUGUCCCUAGACGACUGUUUAAACCUGAGUGCAGUCGGUGCUCUCCCCUCACUUGCCAAAUUGAAGAUAAGGCACUGUUCGAACCUGAGUGCAGUCAGUGCCCUCCCCUCACUCACCACCUUGAAGGUCCGACAUUGUUCAAACCUGAGUGCAGUUGCUGUCCUCCCCUCACUAACCACCUUGGUGCUAAGCAGUUGUCCAGACAUGAUUGCAGUCAGUUCUCUCCCCUUACUCAAUACCUUGAAGCUAGACGACUGUACGAAUCUAAGUGCAUUCGGAUCCCUCCCUUCACUCACCACCUUGGAGCUGGGGACUCCAGUGAAAGAUGAGAUAAUGUACAGGCUGUUGAAUUACCACCCAUCUUUGGAGUGCUUAAAAAUUUUGUAUCAGACAGUCACAUGCAUCACUCUUGAGCCGCAAAAUCUGCCCUCACUUGCAACGCUCCGCUUAGGAGAUUGCCCUAAUCUGGAGUACUGCGAUGGGCUUGCUGGCCUCGCUUCCCUCAAAGAGCUAGAGGUUUGGGGGUGUCCAAAGCUCAACUAUACAUCGUUUGCACCCAACGCAACUGAAAACACUUAUCACUGAAGAUUAAUCAGCAAGCCCAUUUUUAGUUUACUGGGUGUUGGAGUCAACCUACGGAAUGCCACCACUUCUCGCUUCACGAGCCGAUGCAUUCCAAUUCAAAUUGUGUAACCAACCAGGCAAGUAUUGAAUUUGUUGGUAUUGUCUUAUGAUUCCUGAUGGCAUACUGUUUGAACCUGUUAGGCUGUAGUCUAGGCCCAAAGGCCCAUGUAUGUAAUAUAUGUGUGUAUCCAAAGAGUAUGAAUGAGUAUUCUAGAAAGUUUUCCCAAAGCCAUCUCCCAACAUGGGAUUUUGGGCCUUCUUCGGGAGACCGGAGGCGAUUUUGGGCACUGUAGCAGCAGCGCACUCGUGCGAGCCUGGCGGUGAGAUGGCGAAUGCUUUCAGGCACGCGCGCGUGAAGGACGGCGGUGGCCAGAGCAAGUGCGUCGGGAUUGGGUGCCGCUUGGGUGCUGCGUGUCUGAGAAGCGAGCUUGAGGUGCUCCGGUGGUGGUGCGUGAGGAGAGGUGCAGGGCGCGGCAGAUCUGGUGACCGGAUUGGAGGUGGCGUGAGCUGAGCUCCGUGUGUCGCAGUAGCAGGAGGUGAGCUGCUGUGUUCGUGUGUAUUUGCUGUUGGAAGAGGAGAGAGAGCAGUUUGGUGGGUGCAGAAGGAUCUGGAGUGCACGGCUGCACUCAGAGGAGUUCGUGCAGGCGGCCAGUGCGAGCGUGGCUUGGGAGCAGAGGAGUUAGCUGCUGGUGCUUGGGCUCCGGCAGAGGUCGAGCCGCAACGCUCCUGAGCACAGGUUGUGAGGAGAAAAGGAUUUGUGUUGGCUGUAGCAUUCUCUUUGCUGUUGUGUGGUGGUGUUCGGCUUGGGCAAUUGCUGUGGUGGUAUUUUAAUUUUGUUUGGCAAAAAAAAAAAGGAGAUUGGUGAUGCGCAGGUGCUGAACUGCCCCUCUAUUGAACUGAUUGAGGGUGAGAGGAAGGUGGUGUGCUUGCUGGUUGGUGAAGAAACAAACUGCAGGCUGGUUUUCUUGGUGGAUUUGGGUUUGAGUGCUGCAUUGUGCUGAUUGCAAGUGAAGGUGACCCUGGAGCAAAGAAAUUGUGCCCCAUAUAGAAACAGUUCAGAAGUUGGAACUGAUUCCAAUUGAUAUCGAACUAGAAGGCAUCAAAAAUUAUCUGGCCUGGUCUAGGAGGGCACGGUUAUUGUUGAAGGUAAAGAAACUUGAGGGUUUUAUCAAUCGAGAGACGAUUGAGCCAAGGUAUAAAUCGAGUAAUCAAUGAAAAAACUGGGAUGCUACAAAUUCUUUGGUGGUUGCAUGGAUGUUGGGCUUUAUGAUUCUAGCCAUUGCUAGCACUGUUGAUACAAUUCAAAGUGCAAUUGAAAUAUAGAAAGCUGUGGAAAAGAUGUAUUCAGGGGCUGGAAAUGUGAUGUUGAUGGUUGAAAUAGAAGACCGCCUCUAUAAUCUCAAACAGGGGGAGCAGUAUGUGAUGGACUAUAUUGGUAAGUUGAAGCGUCUAUGGAUUGAUACGGACCACUGUGAUCCUAUUGAGUUGCCACACUCUGAUUGUAUGGCUUGGGUAAAAAAGUGGAUAGAAAAAUAGAGAGUCCUUCAAUUUCUAAGGGGUCUAAAUUAUGAAUUUGAGGGAAAGCGUGCCGCUAUAUUUCAUCAACCCACUCUCCCUAGUCUAGAGGAGGCUAUAGCUGCCAUAGCGCAGGAGGAGUCGCGGCUAAAAGUGAUGAGUGAAACUACUUCACUUCCAUCUCGUCCCGCCUUUGUAGCAACAAGAAUCAAAGAGGAUAGAGAAUGUUUCAAUUGUGGUGAUAUAUGGCACUUGAUUCAUGAUUGUUCUAAGCCAUUCAAGUCCAACCGUGGAAGAGAGAGAGGCAGUGACAGAAGUGCUCCAAGAAGUGGCAGAGGCCGUGGAGGUAGAAGUGGCUACAGAGCCAAUGCAGCUACCAUAGAAGAGGAACUUUCUAAGUUAGUUAAAAAGAUUGAAAGCUCUAGUGAUAAAGAUCAAGAGGCUCACAGUGGUGACUUCAUCAACUUCGCCUACACGGAUGAAGGAGAAACAAACAGGGAGAAGCCUUGGGAGUGCAACCAGGUGUAGCAGAUUGUGGUACAUGGAUCGUGAAGAAACAAAUGAUGUAUUUUGUACUAUACUAACAGCAACAGUGGGAAAGAAGGAAGCUACGGUGAUGCUCGUGUGUUGUAGAUUGGAGCAUCUUUCUUUUGAUAAAAUAUGCAAAGCUUUUCCUAAUGUAAUGGGUGGGGUGAAUAAGAACAAACUAUUUUAUGAUGUUUGUUGAGUUUACAAAACACACAAGGACAUCAUAUGUGAGUAGGGGCAUCAGGAAUGUGUCUCCUUUUGUGCUAGUUCAUUUAGAUGUCUGGAUAUGUGCUGUGGUUUCUAUUAGUGGGCUGAAGUACUUCGUUACUUUUAUUGAUUAUUUUUCUUGAA
Messenger RNA from Phragmites australis (common reed), 5893 nucleotides. RefSeq names its product putative disease resistance RPP13-like protein 1. Gene Ontology annotation, biological process: defense response to other organism. The record is from RefSeq and is a predicted model, not a curated record. The coding region runs from base 173 to 3460 and encodes 1095 amino acids. The transcript is spliced from 4 exons. Gene Ontology annotation, molecular function: ADP binding. Lineage: Eukaryota; Viridiplantae; Streptophyta; Magnoliopsida; Poales; Poaceae.